Rhincodon typus (whale shark) is the source of this 586-nucleotide messenger RNA. Its product is annotated as calpain-2 catalytic subunit-like. Gene Ontology annotation, molecular function: calcium-dependent cysteine-type endopeptidase activity. Bases 26 to 586 code for a protein of 186 amino acids. Lineage: Eukaryota; Metazoa; Chordata; Chondrichthyes; Orectolobiformes; Rhincodontidae. The transcript is spliced from 5 exons. Gene Ontology annotation, biological process: proteolysis. The record is from RefSeq and is a predicted model, not a curated record. Gene Ontology annotation, cellular component: cytoplasm.
AAAGACAGGCUGGACAAGGAAUGGCAUGAAAUACUGCAGAAGAUGUUCUCCACCUGUCCGAAGUACCCGCUCGCCUAUAUCUGAUCUGUGUGCGAACCCCAAGUUUAUUAUUGAAGAGGCAUCACGCACGGAUAUCUGCCAGGGAGCAUUAGGUGACUGCUGGCUUCUGGCUGCUAUUGCAUCGCUGACUCUGAAUAAUGAGGUUCUCUGCAAGGUUGUUCCCAGUGGACAAGAAUUUGACUCUGAAUAUGCCGGAAUCUUCCAUUUCCAGUUCUGGCAGUAUGGCGAAUGGGUGGAUGUGGUAAUUGAUGACAGGUUGCCCACAAAGGAUGAUCAGCUGAUGUUUGUGCACUCCGCUUCUGGCAAUGAGUUUUGGAGUGCCCUGCUGGAGAAAGCGUACUCAAAGUUAAAUGGAUCAUAUGAAGCACUCUCUGGAGGAUCCACCACUGAAGGGUUUGAAGAUUUUACAGGAGGAAUUGCAGAGUGGUACGAAUUAGACAAAGCACCAAGCAACCUCUUUAAAAUCAUUAAAAAGGCACUAAGAUGCGGCUCACUCCUUGGCUGUUCGAUUAAUGUGAGUCUCUAA